Messenger RNA from Ziziphus jujuba (common jujube), 1769 nucleotides. RefSeq lists its product as uncharacterized. NCBI's taxonomy places the organism in Eukaryota, Viridiplantae, Streptophyta, Magnoliopsida, Rosales, Rhamnaceae. Gene Ontology annotation, cellular component: cytosol. The transcript has 2 exons. The coding region runs from base 442 to 1440 and encodes 332 amino acids. Gene Ontology annotation, molecular function: protein-folding chaperone binding. The record is from RefSeq and is a predicted model, not a curated record.
ACACACACACACAGAGACACACACACACACACACACCAUGAACAAAAACAUGUACAAAGCCAGCCUUGAACCCCCAAUAACGCAAUUGCCGAUUUCGUGGUGUAUGGGCAAAUAAAUAUAUCGUGAAUUUUUUAAUAUAUUUUUUGCUUUAAUUUAUCGUAUCGUAUGGUCGACGACCGGCCGACUCGCCGGUGUUCCUUCCACACUACUCUCUUUUUUUCUUUUUCUUAGUUUCUCAGUAAUCUUUUCCACGAAUACAAACAAACCGACAACCAAACACCCACCUUAGAAAAACCCCUCCAUUGCCGUGUGUCAACCCAGAAAGGAAAAUUGAAUUUUCUCAGAGAACGAACAAAAACCCAGAUAGAGAAACAAGAGAAAGAGAAGCUCAGUGGGAGUUGGAACUUUUUAUUUUUAUUUUUAUUUUUUGGGUUGGUUCAAAUGGGGAUUGAUUACUAUAACGUACUGAAAGUGAAACGGAAUGCAACAGAGGAGGACUUGAGGAAAGCUUACAAAAGAUUGGCAAUGAAAUGGCAUCCGGAUAAGAAUCCCAUUAACAAGAAAGAAGCUGAGGCAAAGUUCAAGCAGAUCUCUGAAGCUUAUGAUGUAUUAUCUGACCCACAGAAGAGACGGAUCUACGAUCUUUAUGGUGAUGAGGCUCUUGCCUCAGCUGAAUUUACUCCUGUUUCUGGGAAUAAUAAUGCUUCUGGGGGUCAAUUCAGAUUCAAUUCUCGGGAUGCCGAUGAUAUAUUUGCUGAAUUCUUUGGUGGAUCUGAUGGGAAGGAUGACAAUGGUGGUCGGAGCCGUGCGUUUGGAGAGAAGCUUUCUAAGAAGGGUUCUGGUCGUGGUGGUGGUGGUGGUGGUGGAAACGGGGAGGUCGGAAACCAGAACGGUAAGAAACCUCCGGCGGUUGAGAGCAAAUUGACUCUUAGCUUGGAGGAGCUUUAUAAAGGAACCAGAAGGAAAAUGAGGAUUUCUAGAACUGUUCCUGAUGAAUUUGGUAAGCCUAAGAUUGCCGAGGAAAUCUUGAAGAUUGAUAUCAAACCCGGUUGGAAGAAGGGUACAAAAAUAACUUUCCCGGAGAAAGGCAACCAAGAACCUGGCAUGCCUGUUGCAGAUCUUAUUUUUGUGAUUGAAGAGAAACCCCAUGCUGUUUUCAAGAGGGAUGGGAAUGAUCUUGUGGUUAAUCAAAAAAUAUCACUUCUCAAUGCUCUCACGGGGAAAUCCUUCGAUCUAACAACCUUGGAUGGAAGGUAUCUCUCUGUCCCAAUCACAGAUAUUGUUAAGCCUGGUCAUGAAGUUGUGAUCCCCAACGAAGGAAUGCCCAUCUCGAAAGAUCCCAGCCAAAAGGGAAAUCUGAAGAUCAAGUUUGAUGUUACCUUUCCGACGAAACUCAGUGAAGAACAGAAGUCCGACUUGAGAAGGGUGCUGGGAAACUAGUCCAGACUUCAUGCCUAAGGUGAUGACCAUCCUUAUAGUACUAAUUGACAUUGUAAAUACGUUAACGUUUUCCACUGUUUAGGAGGGAAAUUGUGCAUAGUAGGGAGAAGGUUUGCAGGAAUGGAGAAAGAAAGUGUUUAUAAAGUGCUUAUCAUCUUGCAGCUAGUAACCUAGCUGCUAGAUUAUAACUUUGGCUUUUUAUUUCAUUCAUAUGAGUAUAGUAAUAAAGUAGUUGACCUAAGGCAGUGCUUUGUUCUGUAAAAUUGCCCGAAAUAACAAUUGCCUUUGUUUAUUUUGGAAAUGAUCGACAUUUUGUGCAUUUGACUGAA